This is a messenger RNA of Triticum aestivum (bread wheat), 883 nucleotides long. RefSeq names its product NDR1/HIN1-like protein 26. Gene Ontology annotation, biological process: defense response to other organism. Gene Ontology annotation, cellular component: plasma membrane. The record is from RefSeq and is a predicted model, not a curated record. The coding region runs from base 179 to 883 and encodes 234 amino acids. NCBI's taxonomy places the organism in Eukaryota, Viridiplantae, Streptophyta, Magnoliopsida, Poales, Poaceae. The transcript has a single exon.
CUCGCCCUUUCGAGUUAUUCGGUUUCACUUUCCAGCAGCCCAGCUCUGUCAGAGCCAGCCUCACGGGAAUCAACAUCCGGUACGUUCAUCCUCAUCAACAGUUUUGCGUGCUAGCGUCUGCCAUCUUUGGCGCACGGCAAGAAUAUUACUGCCUUGCACACCGUGGCAUGCAUGGCGCAUGUGGACCUAUAAAACGCCACACGCAAGCAUACGCAUCACGUACACCAACCAGCGUCAGGAACAGCGCCGGCGCCGCUCGACCGAUCGACCAGCCAUGCCGCGGAACUACCGCCUGCCGUCGUACCACCGGCAGAGCCCGGCGAUCCGGUGCCUCAACUUCCUCUGCGCGGUGCUGCUCACGCUCGUCCUCAUCGCCGGCAUCAUCCUCUUCGUGCUGUGGCUCAGCCUCCGCCCGCACCGCCCCAAGUUCACGCUCACCGACUUCAGCAUCCCCAACGUGAACCGCCAGUCGGGCGCCGCCAACCUGCCCGUCAAGUUGGCCGUCAACGAGCACAACCCCAACCAGAAGAUCGGCAUCCACUUCGAGGCCGUCUACGGCUCCGUCUACUACGACGACGAGCUCAUCGCGUCGGGCCCCGUCAUGUACCCCUUCUACCAGCCGCCCAAGGGCGACACGCUGGUGCAGGGCGAGCUGGCCGCCUCCGGCCCGACGCCCACCGACCCCGCGUGGCAGCGCUUCGCCAGCGAGGUGGGCGCCGGCAGCGUGGGGCUGCGCCUGGUGCUCAACUCCACGGUGAGGUUCCAGGUGAAGCUGUGGGACACCAAGGAGCACCACAUGAAGGCCGACUGCGGGUUCAAGAUCAGCGGGGACGGCAGCCUCCACCAGGAGGACAGGAACACGCAGUGCACGCUCUACUUCUAG